Neolamprologus brichardi is the source of this 1237-nucleotide messenger RNA. RefSeq names its product SRY-box transcription factor 3 (gene sox3). Gene Ontology annotation, biological process: neuron differentiation; positive regulation of transcription by RNA polymerase II; brain development. Gene Ontology annotation, molecular function: DNA-binding transcription activator activity, RNA polymerase II-specific; RNA polymerase II cis-regulatory region sequence-specific DNA binding. NCBI's taxonomy places the organism in Eukaryota, Metazoa, Chordata, Actinopteri, Cichliformes, Cichlidae. Gene Ontology annotation, cellular component: nucleus. The record is from RefSeq and is a predicted model, not a curated record.
ACAAGUUUACAGACUUCUGUUUCAGAGCCGUGGAGGAAGGAGCAGUUUGAGCGGAGAGAACCUAGAAGCACCUGCAGGCACGUUUGCCUCUGAAGGCAGAACUUUUUUUCCAAAAAAGAAAAGAAAAACAUCAUCUUAUGAGAUCGGUCAGUACAUCUACCUCUUUGACUUUUGGCGUUAUUUUGUGAACUUUUUAUGUGCCUGUGAGUGAACACUAAAAGCCGCCUGAAUGUAUAACAUGAUGGAAACCGAGCUCAAGACCCCGCUCCCGCAGUCCAACUCGGGCUCGGCGCCGGGCGCAAAGAACAACAGUGCCAGCGACCAGGAGCGGGUAAAGCGGCCGAUGAACGCCUUCAUGGUCUGGUCUCGGGGUCAGCGGAGAAAGAUGGCUCAAGAAAACCCUAAAAUGCACAACUCUGAAAUCAGCAAGCGCCUCGGUGCUGACUGGAAACUUCUGACCGACAGUGAAAAGAGGCCAUUCAUCGACGAGGCCAAGCGUUUACGGGCUAUGCACAUGAAGGAGCACCCGGAUUAUAAAUACCGUCCCCGCAGGAAGACCAAGACCUUGCUGAAGAAAGACAAGUAUUCUUUGCCCGGGGGACUGUUGGCGCCAGGAACCAACCCCGUCAACAACGCUGUGUCGGUGGGGCAGCGAAUGGACGGAUACGCGCACAUGAACGGGUGGACAAACAGCGCGUACUCCCUCAUGCCGGACCAGCUGCCCUACCCUCAGCAUCACAGCAUGAACAGCCCACAGAUUCAGCAGAUGCACCGGUACGAGAUGGCAGGCCUGCAGUACCCGAUGAUGUCUUCGGCGCAGACCUACAUGAACGCAGCUUCCACAUACAGCAUGUCUCCAGCGUACACGCAGCAGACCACCAGCGCCAUGGGACUGAGCUCCAUGGCGUCAGUGUGCAAGACCGAGCCGAGCUCACCACCGCCGGCCAUCACGUCCCACUCUCAGAGGGCGUGUUUGGGGGACCUGAGGGAUAUGAUAAGCAUGUACCUGCCUCCCGGCGGGGAUAGCGCAGAGCAUUCAUCCCUGCAGAAGAUGGAGAUUCUGGACUUGGUGGUGCAGGAGGUGGCAAACGACUCCAGUGACAGCCCAGUGGGGGAUGGUGAUGGUGCUGGACUUUACACCUUUUGGAAAUUCUUAGUAGAUUCAGGUCUACAGGGAGAGAAGAGGAAAAUAGUAGAAACAAGGUGGAGGAUGAGAGAUAAAGAGGCAGAAAGAUAA